Messenger RNA from Plectropomus leopardus (leopard coralgrouper), 2282 nucleotides. RefSeq names its product B-box and SPRY domain containing (gene bspry). Gene Ontology annotation, molecular function: protein binding. Lineage: Eukaryota; Metazoa; Chordata; Actinopteri; Perciformes; Serranidae. The record is from RefSeq and is a predicted model, not a curated record.
UCAGCUCACCUGUUACACCUGUAUUACAGCGCUGCAUGCAGGCGCGACUCCAGCUCUGCCGGUGCACCUGUCGCGUUAUUGUGCCAUGACCGACGAGCUCGUAACGUGCGAGUUAACAUGCCCGUCUUCACCGACUGACCGGGAAAAGACAUUACACGGUGUGAAAACUAUGGAAACAGAUACCGAGCAGCCGAUUUUCUCCGUGUUGAGCGGCGGUGUGAAGCAGCAGGAGCAGCCGGCGGGGGGCACCGCGGUACCGAGCUCCCCCUCUGCGACCACCGCCGACACCGAGUCCGGGAUUUUCUCCGGGGAGUGUGAGCUGUGUGUGGAGCACGAGGCCGAGCUGGACUGGUUCUGUGGCACCGAGCAGAGACUCAUCUGCUCCCACUGCGCCGUCGUGGGCCCCUGCCACGGACACACUGUGACCCCCCUGGCCACCAGAGUAACAGCAGUCAGGAACCAACUGGUGGAUGUGUGUGAGAAAAUGCAGCUGCAGGCACUGAGGAUUGAGAGGUUUAUCAACCAGACGCUGACAGCCAAAGAGCAAAAGCUUCAGGUGGCGGCCAGCACAGCGAGGGAGCACAUCGUGGCUCAGGUCAGCGCAGCACGUGAAGCCCUGGAAGAGGAGGAGCAGCGUCUCUUGGAGGAGGUGCAGAGAGAGGAGGAGCGGGUGGAGCAGUGUCUCCUCACCCAGAGAGCCCACUGGAGCCAAGCUCUGGCGAGUCUGUCGCAAACACGCUCCGGCCUGGUGCACAUGCUGACGCACACUCCAGACGCACAACUGGUGACGAGUGUCCAGGAGUUAGCCGACAGGGUGGAGGAGGCAGAGGGGGUCGGGGAGCCCUGUGACACAGACCAGCUCAACCUAAACCCAGGCUGCAGUGACAGCAAGCUGCUGAGAGGUCUGUGGGCCACUGCAGUGCUGCUGGGGCCCAACGCUUAUGGUUCAUCUUAUUUAAAGUUUGAUAAGCGCACAGUGAGCCCUCUCCUGUCCCUGUCUGACGAUGUCUGCACUUUGACCUUCCAACACAAAAAGGUCCGUCAGUCUCCGCCCUACGACCCGGCACGCUUCGACUGUUGGCCCAACGCGCUGGGCUCACUGUCCAUGUCCUCUGGCACUCACAGCUGGGUGGUGGAUGUGGGCCAGAGUGGUGCUUUCAAGGUUGGGGUCUGUUACGCCUCUCUGGAGCGCAAAGGCUCUGGGAAUGAGGCCCGGCUGGGCCACAACAGUCAGUCUUGGGUGCUGUCUCACUACGACGGGGACUACUCCUUCUGCCAUGCAGGGAAGAAGGAGCCCCUGCAGGUGGUGAGGAGACCUCAGAGGAUCGGCCUGCUGUUGGACUGGCCGAGUCACACGCUGCUGUUUUAUGAGCCGGACUCCAGCGCAGUGCUGUACUCUGUCAGACAUCAUUUCAGUGACCCACUGCUGCCAGCGUUUGCUGUGACCGACCGCAGUAUCACCAUACUGCACUGACACGGUCUGCCAAAAAACUAAAUGACCUUAAACAUGUGAAGAAAUGCCUUUCCCUAUUGUAAAUAUGAUCAGCAGCUAAAAAAUCCUCCAUCUGUGCUCGAUUGAAAGGCGUCCAUUUCUAUUUAUUUCUUUUAGUCAUUCUUUUGGUAGCUGCUGAGUUUUUUUAGAUAGAGAUAGAUUUUAAUUUCUUGAUGUACAGUAGUGCUGUAACAGUAUUUUUUGACUGACGAUUGUUUUUUUAAAAAUGUUUUAACGUGUCCUGAGGCUUCUCUAAGACUCUGUAGAGAAAAUGUUAAUAACACUGUUUGAGCCAGGACUGUUAAAAACUAUUCAACAUUUUAGGUGGGGGCUAUUCAGUCAGUCUGCACCUUCUGCAACCCAACCCCCUUCCCAGGGAGAUCUGGGGGUAAACUCUGGAAAAGUGCAUACACUAUGACUUGUUUAUGACAUACUUACACUUUACAAAAACUGUCCAUUGUGUCAUAGCCCAUGUAAUACUCAAUCAACACAAAAUGAGACAGGACAGUGUUUGACAUUGGUUGUACCAACAGCAGGCAGAAAUGGCUUCUGCAGGAGGGGUACGGCAGCACCACAUGCACAAACCAACAUGCACAACUGCAGUCUGCUGUAACACUAGAACCAGUAGUUAUAAUAAUAAUGGCAAUUUGUGAAGUUUAUUUAUGAUAAUAUUUGCUAAUGAUUAUUUUGAAUAAUGAUGUGUGGUUGCCUUUUGUAGCGUAGCGUAACAAACAAGUUUUGCUUAUAUUUUUAUUAAUAUAUUGAGGUACAUUUUGAGCUCAUUUAAAUA